UCCCACAUUGCAGACAGCUGCGCAGGAUACCCGCGAAUGUUUUCCCGCGUAAAUUCCACAGCGUCCCUUUAAAACACACGUGGUUAGUUUACCGUAAACACUUCAUGAAGUUGUGAUUUAGGUCUACGUGCAACUCGUCGUGGCUGGUGCCGUGGUGGUCCUGUGAUUGUGUGUUUCAUCGAAAGCUUUCUCUUUUGGCUUUCUUAAGCUUGAUAGCAACCAUGCCUGCUGAAUUGUCACCGUAUGAGGUCCGACGUCUCAAGAACAUUGAAGAAAACAAGCGAGUCUUGAAAGAAUUAGGACUUUAUAAACCGUUUCAGCUUGAGCCAAAGAAUAUUAAAAAGCGACCCAGGCAACUCACACGCAAACGUAAGCAGCAGUCAGAGAGCCCUGUGCCCAAGCAGCAGGUGUAUGGUCUGGGCCAGGAAGGAGGAAGCUCAUUUACAUACGGAGUCAGGAAAUCAAGACGGUUGACUGGCCUGAAACCUCCAAGUGCUGAUGACGUUGAUGCUGAAUUGUCUAAGGUUGAUCCUGAUGCUGACUACACACCCACUAAGCCAAUCAGAAGAGAGAAUACAUUCGGUGCUAUUGAAGGUGUUGAGGUUGGUAGGGAAUGGAUGAUGCGAAUUGACUGUUCCCGAGAUGGUAUCCAUCGCCCUACGGUAGCUGGUAUCCAUGGCAACGAGGAGGAAGGAUGCUACUCAUUGGCAUUGUCAGGUGGAUACGAGGAUGACUUAGACCUGGGAGAGAGCUUCACAUAUACAGGGGAAGGAGGACGUGACUUGAAGGGAACUAAGGCUAACCCUAAGAAUCUACGUACUGCACCACAGUCUAAGGACCAGACACUGUCUAGAGGUAACCUUGCACUGACCAGGAAUGUUGAAUUCAAACGUCCGGUGCGUGUCAUCCGUGGCUACAAGUUGGACAGUCCAUAUGCACCAGAAGAUGGCUAUAGAUUUGAUGGUCUGUAUAUGGUUGAGAAAUACUGGUUUACUACUGGUCUGUCUGGCUAUGGAGUCUACAAGUUUGCACUUCGUCGCUGUGAGGAUCAAGCCUCACCUCCUUGGGAAGUGGUUGAACCCAACAGCCCAAGCAAGAAGUCUGACAGUGCCUACAGCAGCCAAUCAGAACGGGAGACUAGUGAUGCUGGCAGUGAGCUGGAUAAAGGCAACGUAGACAGCGACAUGUCUGAGUUGUCGCCUGCUAGCAGUCCUGCCUCCUAUCCUGAGACAUCAACUUACUCAGAAGAAAACUGAGCAGAAAUGAUGGCUACCAAGGAAAAUGAUGUUUUUACAGAAAAUUAAAUUGUAUUUUUUUUUUAAUACUUUGCUGCCAACUCUAUUUUUUGUACUUUCAAAUACUCAAUUUUUAUGAAGCAAUUUUUAUUGGAUUUGAGAAUUAAUAACAUUUUUGCCAAUUUUGAUGUUAAACGUUAAUUAAAUUGCUAAAACUCGUUUCUUACUGGUGCUUCAUUUUAUGCAGAUGGUUCGUUCUCAAGUUGAAAAUAUUCUCAAGUCGUUAAUUUGUUGUAGUUAAGUAGAAAUUAAAUGUUUAGUUCAGUUUUUAGAUAUUGUAUAAUUAGAAUUAUUUGAAUUUAGGUAGUUUGUAUGUUUGGGCAAAACAUUGUAUAAUAAUAAUAAAGAGCAUUUAUAAUGCGCCAAAUCCAUCUUGAUUAGAUGCUCAAGGCGCAGAGAAACAAACAAAUAAACAUGAACAGCAAAAACAGCAGGGAACAAAAGUACGCACAAAUGCAAAUACAUGAAUAUGAAACAGUACACAAGAGAGUGAAAUCAAACUGGAUGAUUAAUUAAAUGCUGCUUGGAAUAGGUGGGUCUUCAGAGCACAUUUAAACUCAUGUAUGUGUGUUUUUAAUCUGAAAUUUAAAUAAAAUGAAAACUUCGUAAAUAAAAUUUUGCUUGUUGCUAGUUA
Patiria miniata (bat star) is the source of this 1929-nucleotide messenger RNA. Its product is annotated as E3 ubiquitin-protein ligase UHRF1-like. Gene Ontology annotation, biological process: protein ubiquitination; negative regulation of gene expression via chromosomal CpG island methylation. The transcript is spliced from 9 exons. The coding region runs from base 222 to 1256 and encodes 344 amino acids. The record is from RefSeq and is a predicted model, not a curated record. Gene Ontology annotation, molecular function: ubiquitin protein ligase activity. Lineage: Eukaryota; Metazoa; Echinodermata; Asteroidea; Valvatida; Asterinidae.